Fusarium mangiferae is the source of this 1113-nucleotide messenger RNA. Its product is annotated as related to RNA helicase HEL117. The coding region runs from base 1 to 1113 and encodes 370 amino acids. The record is from RefSeq and is a predicted model, not a curated record. The transcript has a single exon. Lineage: Eukaryota; Fungi; Ascomycota; Sordariomycetes; Hypocreales; Nectriaceae.
AUGGACCGCAGUAAUUGGGCUAGAGAGAGGUCGCCGCACCCUGACUACAAUUAUAGGAGAAGCCAGGAUCGCGACACUUCAUAUAAAAACACGCGCUCACGACCACGCUCACGAUCACGAUCACCUGAUAACACACGAUCUAAAACAUCGUCUUAUCGACACGAGAGACAUCGCUCUGAGCCCAGUGGUCGUCUCUCGUCUCCCAAACAUCAUCAUCGCCAUCAUUCAUCACAUAAGUCCCGGGAUAAUGCAAGUCGCAAGCCUGAAGCUGUGGUUAACCUACCCUUCAAGGCGCGGCCCUUGUCAAAAGCUGAUCUGCCUUCUUUCAAGCCACUAUUUGGUGAAUAUCUAAUUCUUCAGAAGCAGAAAAAUAUCGCGGAGAUGGACGAUCAUGAAGUCAGAGGACGAUGGAAGAGCUUCAUUGGGAAGUGGAACCGGAAAGAGUUGGCAGAAGGAUGGUACGACCCUGAAACCUUUUCACGAAUUACAUCGAAUAAUCCAGUUGCGCCUCAAGCAAGGCGUGCUUCUGUGCAACGGGAUAAAGUGCGAGAGCUUAUGAACGAUAGAGAGGAUCGUGAGAGCGAGGAAGAUGAAGAUGAAGAUGAUUAUGGUCCUCCACUUCCUGGUUCGGAUAUCGCACGGCGGCCUGGACCAGGCAUUCCCACACUCGAGGAUCUAUCUUUACGAGCUGAGCUUGCCGAGGAAGACAAGCAAGCGUCUAUCGCUGACCUACGUGAAGCGCGCAAAGCUGAUCGGGCUCUACAGAAGGAGCGUCUCGAAGAUUUGGUCCCUCGUGCUGAGGCCGGGACUCGCGAGCGCAUGUUGGAAAAGCGAGCAGCAGUGGCGGACAAGAUGCGCUCGUUCCGCGACAAGAGCCCUGAUGCUAUGGAAGUCAAAGACGAGAGAGAGCUCAUGGGCGGCGGAGACUCGUUGGAUGAGUAUAAGAAAGCCAAGGAAAGGGAGCAACGCCGCAAGACAGAGAGAGAGAUUCGCAGAGAGGAGAUCGAAAGGGCCAAAAGGGAAGAGGUGGAAGAGAAGAAGAGAGCAUGGAGGGAAAGGGAAGAAGGGACUGUGAGCAUGUUGAGGGAAUUGGCACGGCAGCGAUUCGGAUAG